AUACACCCAAAGGUCUUUCUAGGAGAGUGUUUAUAUGGGUCUGUUUAGUAUUUUGUCCUCGUGAUGACCUCACUGAACAAAAAAAAAAUAUACGUGAUGAUAUGGUCGUUUUCACCAAAUUUCAUCAAAAAAAUGAUCAAGGUGGUCUUGAUGGUAAUAAUGAAUCACUAAAUAUCCCAUGUCCACGUGAUAAAGAACAUCAAGGAGCUUAUGAUGACAUUAUAUCUUAUUUGAGUAAACGACCAACACCAUCAAUCAAUGAUGAUGUAUGGUAUCUUGAUCAUAAAAUUGGAACUGAGAAAAUCAAGAAUUACAUGAAGACAAUAUGUUUCGAUGCUGGUAUAAAUCUAAAUGGAAGAAAAAUAGUCAACCAUUCUGGUCAUGCUACUAGUCUAAAUUGGUUAUAUCAAAGUGGUGUUGAUGACACACAAGUGAUGACAAUCUCUGGUCAUAAAAGUCUCAAGGGCGUGAGAUUAUAUAUUGCACCCACUAUAUAUCAAAAAGCUAGUAAAAUAAGCAAUGUUCUUCAAAUGGCAUUAACACUGCAAGAAUCACCAACUUCGAAUAAAACACCUCAAAAAAAUACAGGUUCAGACCCUGAAGAUAUUGAAGAUGAGGAUAAUUCUGAUGAGCUGGAUGACAUGAGUGAUAAAGGCAGUGGUGUUAAAUCAUUAGGUGUAAGUAUAUGA
Messenger RNA from Entrophospora sp. SA101, 689 nucleotides. The record is from the annotation of a GenBank genome assembly. NCBI's taxonomy places the organism in Eukaryota, Fungi, Glomeromycota, Glomeromycetes, Entrophosporales, Entrophosporaceae.